Messenger RNA from Mya arenaria, 4836 nucleotides. RefSeq names its product toll-like receptor 6. Gene Ontology annotation, molecular function: protein binding. NCBI's taxonomy places the organism in Eukaryota, Metazoa, Mollusca, Bivalvia, Myida, Myidae. The transcript has 2 exons. The record is from RefSeq and is a predicted model, not a curated record. The coding region runs from base 161 to 3865 and encodes 1234 amino acids.
AUUAAAGUUUUGUUUAAAAAUUGUAUGGAUGUUACAUCGGAUAAAUUUGGUUAGGAUAUAUAUCUCACUGUUUCAGAAUGGAAAGAUGCAAUGUGGAACGGUGAUAUAUCAGUAAACUAUUCAUCUUCGUCUUAAAUGAAAUGAGCCAUAUCUAGCAACAAUGAUCGGGCGCGAAUAUCUCACCGUUGCCAUGGUGGCCGUCCUGGUAGUUACGUCUACCCGCGUGCAAUCUGCUGAAGAGGUCACAAAUAACGUGACGUUUACGUACAGAACCACGGGAGAGGGAAACGUCAGCUUGACGUACCCUAGAAACGAGGCGUCAGAAUGCAUUUUUGACAAACGUAUCGGAACACUCACUUGCACGGACAACAAGUCUUUCAAUAACACAACACGGGUUUGGAAUAACGAGCCUGCCUCAAUAAAGUAUAUAAAGAUCAACUGUAAACUAGACGGUGCCUAUAUGAAGCAGUGUUACUGUAUAAAUGGAACUACAGGGUUCCGACCAUGCCAUUUACGGAGGCUGGACCUCGGAGUUCUGGUCAAUCUAACUAACCUAGAAGUGCUUGACCUCUCGUACAAUCGCUUGGACACCAUUCAAACUGAAGCUUUGCAAGGUUUACGUAAUCUCAAGUUCGUUUCAUUUCGGUUCAACUAUUUGAAAGCCUUCCCUACAGGAUUAUUCUGUCCCUCACCAGUGCUUAAAUAUUUGGAUAUCGGCAGCAACCCCUUGAAAAGUUACCCGUAUGGAAGCAUGUUAUGUAAAACCGACUUGGAAAUCAAAGUACUCGAAGUGCGGAAUAGUACGCUGGACAGAAUACCGGACAACGCGUUAAAGAAUCUCACCUCGCUGGAGCGAUUUGAUUUAAGUUUUAAUCCAAUAACAAGCGUAACAAAACGAGCGUUUGAUGGUGGAAAAUCUCUUACAGAGUUAGAUCUUUCAGACUGUGAUAUUUCUGACUUGUUUCCGUAUUUCUGUGAUUAUUUACCAAACAUGACAAACUUAUACUUGCAGAACAAUCGUUUCAAAAGGUUUGAUUUUGAGGAUAUAGUUAAUUGUACGGCUCUGAAAAUGUUGAAUAUAUCCGGAAAUCAUUUGACAGUAGUACAAGGAGAAGCAGUUGGACUAAGAUCGAUCGAACAUAUUGACUUUUCAAGAAAUCAGGUGAAUGUUUUGAAUACCACAUUCAAAGGCUUGCAGAAUUUGAAACAUUUGCAUCUACAAGAUAAUGUGCUAGACCAUUUAGUUGAAGGUCAGUUUGAAGGUGCCAGUAACUUAGUGUACGUUAACCUGGCCAAUAACAUGAUACACAAAACAACAAACUUUACGAAAGUGUUUACAAUGGUUAAUCUCACACAUCUUCAUUUAGCUCAGAACAAAAUAACGAUACUGGAAAACGAAUCGUUUACAGCACUACGCAAUCUAGAAGUUCUUGAUCUAGGCGGAAAUACCAUACACACUUUAAGAAAUGAAAUGCUGGCGGGUUUAUCAAGCUUAAAGCAACUUAAGAUUGACAGUAACAGGCUUGAAGGAAUUGUAAACAACACGUUCGGUGGUUUGGCAAGCCUAGAGAUUUUGAAUAUUGCUGGAAGUAAGUUAGCUAGCUUGGAGCAGCUAAGUUUGAAUGGUCUGAGCAAACUGCAAGAGUUAAACCUAAAUGACAAUGCCUUACAAAGGUUGCCUGCGGGUGUUCUUCCUUAUCCGACAUCCCUUAAAGUAGUACGGCUUGCGAAUAACAACAUAUCAACCAUGGGAACACAGAGAUGGCCGCCACUAAAGGAGUUCUAUAUUCAACAAAACCACCUAACGGAAGUACCGACGGAUAUCAACUUCACGGACAUGCAAAUAUUCAAUGCUUCCUACAACAAUAUUGCCAGUUUUUCCGGGGCUCUCGAAGUUAUGAUUACCAUAGAUAUGUCACAUAACGUUAUAACAGAAUUAUCAUAUGCGUUAUUUAAAAAGUUUAAAGAUUUAUCGUAUAUGAACUUUGAACAUAAUUUGCUGGAAUUUAAUCUCCAUGUAGAUAUGUUUCCGGAUGCGCAUAAAAUAAAAUAUCUGAAUUUUGCACAUAACAAGAAUAUUUCGGUACAAGGACAUAUCUUUGCCACGAAAUCACUGGAAACAUUAGAAGUUUUGAAUUUAUCUGCAAAUGCUUUGCACAGCUUAACAGCGCUGUCAGGACCUAACUUUGAGCAAUCAAGUCUAAAAAUAUUGGACGUCUCCAAGUGUCAAAUCUCCAGGAUUGCAGGCGACACGUUCACUGGGUUGACGAAGCUCGAGCACGUGGACCUACGUCACAACAUGGUGGUCACUUUCCCGCCACUGUUCUCCGGCGGCUGGACUAUCUAUGAUCUUCUUGACAAUCCGAUCACGUGCGCGUGCACCAUGACCUGGCUUGCAGAACCAAACGUCACCGUCGGAAAUCAUAACGUCUCCGUUGGAAACUUCAAAAUUCCAAAAUGUAAAGUCUACACAGAAAAUGCUACGUAUUACCCGCAUAAUUUGAGACGUCAUCAGUUUAUGUGUCCGGAAAAUAAUACAUGUGACACUAAAUGCGCAUGUUUUAAGCUAGUUCAAAAUGGAGACGUGCACUUGGUUAAAUGUAGAAAUGGACUUCAAGAGGUGCCAGUGUUUAUUCCAUCCACAACGAAUUCAUUAUUCUUGGACGGAAAUAAUUUCACAUCCAUUACCGCUCUGUACCCUUUGUUUAACUUCACCGCUAUGAAAACUGUUGAACUAUACAUGAACGGUAGUGAGAUCCAAACAGUCAUUCCAGAUAUGUUUAAACCCUUUACAAAGCUUGAAAUACUUAGCUUAGCGUACAACAAGAUUGUCAACAUUCCCCCAGGUCUCUUUAGAAACAACAACAUCUUACGUCAGUUGUACCUACAACACAACGAAAUCCGCUCAAUAGAAGUAGGGGCGUUUCAGGAUCUACCGGGCCUAAAGGAGCUUGACUUGAGCGGGAACCAUCUGACUGUCCUGGUGCCGGCAACCGUCCGCGAACUGCUGGCACUUCCGGCCUCUCAGUACUACUUCCUGGCGGGGAACCCCUGGAAGUGUGAUUGUAUGGCUGUUGCUUUUAAGGAGUUUGUUGACCAGGAGCGCGCCAAGAUCAGGGACAGGAGAACGCUUGGCUGUGACAAAGGAAAGGAAAUGGUUAACGUUCCGAAAUCAAAAUUCACGUGCAGCGCUGAAGACGAAGGAUCCUUUGGAGGUAAAUCAGCGAUCAUCGUUGGGGUCAUAGCGGGGAUUGCGGUGUUCCUUGUCGUCAUGGCAACUUGUUGUUACUUCCGGAGGGAACUAUUUUCUCUGCUGUUUUUCAAAACUGGUUGUCGUAUUCCCGGUAAGAAACGUGUUUCCGGAAAGCACUUUGACGUGUUAGUAAAUUAUGACCCUACAGACGAGCAGUGCGCAGGAUAUGUACAAAGAAUACUUCUUCCGAAAUUAAAGAAUAAUUCCUACAGUAUUGAAACGUCCCAACAUGUUAUACAAGACUUCGAAGUUACCAAGAAGCUUUUGGAGGACAGUCGUUGUUCAAUAUUUGUGAUUGACAAAAACUUUUCUUCCAACGCUUUCUUAGGCCAAGUAUUUUUAGCUGCUGAUAAGCUACAAAAGCACACGAAAGGACAUAGCGUCAUCUUACUGAUCCACGGGGACAUCGAUUUAAUGGCAUUAGAACCGGAAGUGAUGUCACACAUGCGCAAAGGCGACUACAUUACGGCGAGAUCGAGGCUGUGGUGGGAGAGACUUGUUUACGAACUUCCGGACGCGACUUCCGGUUUCAGGCCACGUGCCGAUACGGCCGAUGAUGAAGACGUGGUUGUAUUUAGUUCUCUCGCGGAAGAUCAGUAUGAACAGAUUUAGAAUGAAAAAUUAUAAGAUUGAGAUUUCACCCCCCAAAAAAUAUAAAUGUUCUUAUUUAUGUUUUUGCUUCAUCUUCGCUGAUAAUGAUUUUGCACAAAGCUGUAAAUUCUCUUGUUGAUUUAUUAUUUUUGUUGCUUCUUUUCUGAUAAAGUUUUUGCACAAAGAUGUAUAAAUCUUGCGAUAUGAUAUGUAUUUAUCAUGUUUGCUGUAUGUUAUGUUUUGCAGAUACAAGUUUGUAAUUUACUGAUUUAGUGAAAUAUGUUGUAGUUUGUAUAUUAUCUGUUAAAGCUACACUCUCACAGAUUGAACGUUUGACAACUUUUUUUUUCUUUUUUUGUAUUGGAACGAGCCAAUUUUUGCAAAAUAUCCAUUGAAACCAGUUAAAUGAGAUUGCUGAGAAAAAAUUAGAACAGAUUAUUUAUACUUCAGUUCAAAAAAUGAUGUUUUAUGCAUUAUACUUAAACCGUUAGUAACGGUUUAGACCAUAACACAUUAAUUUUCGAAUGGAAAUAUGAAAAUCUGCUAUUUGAUUUUUUGUCAGCAAUCUUAUAUCAUUGGUUUGCAGAUUUUUUAUCCAAAAAUUUGCUCUUUCCAAGACAAAAAAUAAAAAAAGUGGUAAAAAUGGUAAAUCUGUGAGAUUGCAGCUUUAAGGAAGGUGUGUUUCUGUUUUCAUGCUGGGUCAUUCUUUAGCUAAACUAUUCAACCAAAUGCUAUGGAUAUUUAGUUAAUGUAAAAGCUUUAUUCAUAAUAUCAUCGUUGUAACAUACACGUUGUACGUCAUUAUAUGCCAUGUAACUUAACGAUUUGUAUAUAAUGUUUAUAUUGCCCGUGAGCUUCGCCAUGACCAAAGUUGAAUAAAUGUCACGAACGAUGAACGUAUUGUAAUCUAUUGUUGCUAUAAUUGUUUGGAAAUACAGUAAAACGUCUGCUACGCGGUAUGAACUCUUUUAUUUCGAAACAUUUAGGAGUAG